Trichoplax adhaerens is the source of this 369-nucleotide messenger RNA. RefSeq lists its product as uncharacterized. NCBI's taxonomy places the organism in Eukaryota, Metazoa, Placozoa, Uniplacotomia, Trichoplacea, Trichoplacidae. The transcript has a single exon. The record is from RefSeq and is a predicted model, not a curated record. Gene Ontology annotation, biological process: regulation of gene expression. The coding region runs from base 1 to 369 and encodes 122 amino acids. Gene Ontology annotation, cellular component: nucleus.
AUGGAUUCGAACGAAAUAAGCACAAACCAAAGAAAAUCCAAGAGGCAGACCAGUCCGAGAAGAGUGACGGCGGCAACGAUAGUACCGAAUGCCGUAAAGGAAGAAAUAGAUAGUGAUUCUAGCGAAGAUUCAGAAACGGAAUGUGCUGCUAAAUAUUGUCGAUGUCCGUCUGACGAGCAAGUUGGAUGGGUACAAUGUGAUAAGUGCCAGCAGUGGUUUCACAUACUUUGUGUUGGUUUAACAAAUCAAGCCGCAGAAGCUAUGGAUGUUUUCGUUUGCGCUGAUUGUAUUACGUUCGAUUGCAAUAACGUUAACGAGACCAUUGAUUAUCAUAAAAGUACCAAACUCGAAAUAUGUAGUAAUUCGUAA